This is a messenger RNA of Pogona vitticeps (central bearded dragon), 1607 nucleotides long. The record is from RefSeq and is a predicted model, not a curated record. NCBI's taxonomy places the organism in Eukaryota, Metazoa, Chordata, Lepidosauria, Squamata, Agamidae.
UCCUGUGCUUUGUCAUCAGAGAUCAUUUACUUCUUGUUACUAGAUGAAGAAAAGGGAUGUUACUAGGCUAUAUUAAGCUGUUUUUAGUUUAUAGCUUUGUAAAAAACCCACAGAUCCCACGAAAUAGAUGAAUUAAAUACACUAUUUUGGAGAAGAUUUUUCCAUGUGGAUACUCUGCAAUGGGAAGAAGGCAGCUGCUGCAGUUGAUUCUGCUCCACACCGCUUGGAAAAUAGGGAGCGGCCAGCUCCAUUAUUCUGUGCCGGAGGAAUCCCAGCAUGGCACCUUUGUGGGCCGCAUUGCCCAGGACCUGGGGCUGGAGGUGGGAGAGCUCAUGCCUCGGAUGUUCCGGAUGGAAUCUCAAGGAGAUGGGGACUUUUUCAAGGUAAAUCUGCAGAAUGGGAUUUUAUUUGUGAAUUCACGGAUAGACAGGGAGGAGCUGUGUGGCAAAAACAUCAUCUGUACCAUUCAUCUAGAGGUAAUUGUAGAUAAACCCUUGGGGGUCUUUCAUGUGGAAGUAGAGAUUACAGACAUAAAUGACAAUGACCCUGUUUUUUCUGUCAGACAGCAGAAUUUGUCUGUUCUAGAAUCAAGGGUUCCAGGUUCCCAUUUUCCAGUAGAGGAAGCUUCUGAUGCAGACAUUGGCAUCAAUGGUCAGGUGACAUAUAAGCUGAGCCCCAAUGAAUAUUUCUCUGUGGAAGAGAUAAAGAAUUAUGAACACAGUAAAUCUUUGGUUCUGACGUUAAAGAAACCUCUUGAUCGUGAAGCAUCCACUGAGCAUCACUUGUUACUUUCAGCAAUAGAUAGUGGGCAGCCACCACUCACUGGCACCAUCCUACUUGUGAUCACUGUGGUGGAUGUCAAUGACAACCCACCCUCAUUUAACCAGUCGGUUUACAAAGUCGAAUUACUGGAAAACUCUGCAGUUGGAACACUCAUUAUUAAACUGGAGGCAACAGAUAUGGAUGAAGGAAUUAAUAAGGAGGUUUCAUACUCCUUUAGUAACCUUGUUGCUCCUGAUAUAAAGGAAAAGUUUAGCAUAGAUGGUAAUAACGGAGAACUUAGGGUGAAAAGAAAUGUGGAUUUUGAAGAGAGUAUAGCAUAUGAUAUUCAAAUUGAAGCAACAGAUAAAGGUGGUUACCCCUUGUCAGGACAUUGCAAAGUUCUCAUCGAGAUUUUGGAUGUGAAUGACAACAGCCCCGAAAUGUCACUCAAGUCACUUUCAGUGCCGGUUCCAGAGGACUCCCCACCAGGGACAGUGGUGGCACUAAUCAGCAUAUCAGACAGAGACUCUGGGGCAAAUGGACAAGUCAAUUGCUCGGUGGGACCUCCUGGGCUGCCCUUCAAGCUGACCUCCACCUUCAAGAAUUACUACUCUCUGGUGGUGGCUGAGCCCCUGGAUCGAGAAAGAGAAGCAGAAUACCAGCUGGUUGUGAUGGCCCAGGACCAAGGGGUUCCAGCACUGUCCACCAGCAGCAGCCUGGUGGUGCCCAUUGGGGAUGUGAACGACAACGCUCCUGCUUUUGCUCAACCCUCCUACACGGUGUUUGUGAAGGAGAACAACCCUCCAGGUGCCCACAUCUUCACCGUGUCUGCCUCAGACCCAGAC